CACACGUCGUUUCUUACAUCAUGUCGUUCAGCCAAAAGUUUAUUCGCCGUUGGAAUCACUUUGUAACCCUUAAAAAGUAUAAAAAUGUUCAGGUAGCCCAAGGAAACCCGCAGUCGUUGGUGCAAAAAGUUACCCCCGUCGCGGGCGGUAAAUGUUUUCUGGCUUGGCAUCCGAAACCGCAGUUUCCCUACGAAUACUCGCGACCGCUAAGCCCGGUGGAAGUGCAGUCAACAGCAUCGCUUGUUCGCGACGAUCUGGUAGCGGUCGGCGCCAGUACCCUCAAAGCCAAGCACCCGGAGUUCGUACGCAGUGAACUGGCUAGGGUUACCCAUACAACUAAGCACCGCUGGUUCCCGCGGGCUCGCGACAAGAAAGCCAAAACCACACCGAUGGAUCGCGAAUAUUUGUAAGCGACUUGAACCCAACUUGCUUUUAUGAUUAAACCCUUAGUUAUACCAUCGGUAAUAGGAAAAUAAA
Molecule: messenger RNA, 477 nt
Organism: Sabethes cyaneus
Lineage: Eukaryota; Metazoa; Arthropoda; Insecta; Diptera; Culicidae
Gene: mRpL42
Product: 39S ribosomal protein L42, mitochondrial
Exons: 1
Coding region: 21-410 (129 amino acids)
Cellular component (GO): mitochondrial large ribosomal subunit
Source: RefSeq, a predicted model, not a curated record